AUGGGCAUAUUGCGUUUAAAGUUUCUAGCUUCAAUUCUUGAUGAACCUUUUAAGCAGAAAGCAAAGAAAUUUAUCCUAUAUCUUCUACGAUCAAACCUUUAUCAAAAUAAUCAAGUCGAUGAAUAUGAUAUCAAUAAAAUUAUGAUGAAAGUUCUUGUACUUCGCAUGGCGUCAUGGGCUGAAUAUAAACCGGUACUUUAUCAAAUUAAAAGAGCAUUUCAGCGAUGGUUACAUGGUUAUAGUUUAUCGCCGAAUUUGGUGCCCGCUAUUGUGGAAAUUGGAGUUAGUAUUGGUGAUGAGGAUGAUUGGAAUAGAGUAUUGAAAAGAUAUUAUGAAGUUGACGAUGAUCAUAGCAAAAAAUUGUGCAUGAAAGGAUUAGCUGCAUCAAAAAAUCCAAAGUUAUUGAAAAGAUUGUUAGAAAUAAUUAUGGAUGAGAAACAAGUCGAACUAUUUUUUAGUUACAAUAAAAGGCUUCAAAAUUAUAAAAGAUUGGCAGAAAUGGAAAUCGAAAGAUUAAGAUUAAAAAUUCGUUGGAUUCACCGUCAUCAACAGCAAGUUCAGUCUUGGUUCAGGAAUAUUUGUCGUGAAUUAAAAUUGUAA
Molecule: messenger RNA, 600 nt
Organism: Trichoplax adhaerens
Lineage: Eukaryota; Metazoa; Placozoa; Uniplacotomia; Trichoplacea; Trichoplacidae
Exons: 6
Coding region: 1-600 (199 amino acids)
Source: RefSeq, a predicted model, not a curated record